Messenger RNA from Lepisosteus oculatus (spotted gar), 3891 nucleotides. Lineage: Eukaryota; Metazoa; Chordata; Actinopteri; Semionotiformes; Lepisosteidae. The record is from RefSeq and is a predicted model, not a curated record.
UUAAAGUUGAACUUCGACGCCUAGUGGAAGUCACCUGACUGCGAAGAUGUCUGCAGUACAGUGGCACUCGAGGAAUCGCCCCUAUGAAGCCGAGCUGGCGGCGGGCUGUCUGGGGGCCGUGCCAGUCGAGGCUGGGGACUACCACCCACUGAAGCCCAUCACAGUGACGGACACCAGGACCCGACGGCCCGGCCGUAAGGGCAGCUCUUCCUCAUCCUCGUCUUCCUCCAGCUCGGCCCCGGACCCCCUCAGCUCCAUGCUGGAUGGCACUGACCCCCUGUCGAUGUUCGCUGCCGCCGCCGGAGACGCGUCGGUGCCCACCGCGUCCGGGGAAUCUGGCAGGAAGAGGCGGGAAAAGGAAGAGGAGGAAGGCGUGGGCAUCGACUUUGAGCCCUGGGCGACCAAGCGUAGCGAGAUCCUGGCCAGGUUCACCACCACUGAGAAGCUUUCCAUCAACUUGUUCAUGGGGUUGGACAAAGGGAAGGCGCCCAGUCCUGGCUCAGCGGUGUCGGAGAAAGUGCGGACUCGGUUGGAGGAGCUGGAUGACCUGGAGGAGGGCUCGCAGAAGGAGAUGCUGAACCUCUCUCAGCAAGACUACGUCAACCGCAUCGAGGAGCUCAACCAGUCUCUGAAGGAGGCCUGGGCUUCAGAUCAGAAAGUCAGGGCGCUCAAGAUCGUCAUCCAGUGCUCCAAGCUACUCUCUGACACCGCCGUGAUCCAGUUUUAUCCCAGCAAGUUUGUGCUGAUCACAGACAUCCUGGAUACUUUUGGGCGGCUGGUGUACGAGAGGAUCUGGACCAUGUGUUCUGACUCUAAGCCCUUUCCAGAGUCCUUUUCCCCAGAGGAUGUUAAUGACACGGCGAAAGAGACCUGCCUCAACUGGUUCUUCAAAAUUGCCUCCAUCAGAGAGCUCAUCCCUCGACUAUAUGUGGAGGCCGCCAUCCUGAAGUGUCACCGGUUCCUCUCGAAAGCGUGGCUCAGCCAGCACUAUGAACGAGGGUCCUGCUUGUCUGAGCCGCCUGGAAGCCCCCCCACCAACCUAUCAAACCUAUCAAAGCUCCUAAUGUCUGCUCCCCUGGUCAUUUGCCAUCGCUCUCUUCUCGCGCAGAUCGGCAUGGAGGUCUCCCCUCACCUGAAGGACAGCCUCAACAGGAACUUCUUUGACCUGCUGACCACCUUCCAGCAGGUCCACAGCGACAGUGUGCAGAACCAGCUGCUGCUGCAGCACGUGGAGAUCCCGGCCUAUCUCAUCCUCUACUCCCCCGCCGUGCACUGGAUUCUGCAGUGCGUCUCCUACCGGGCCCCCGAGGCCUUGUUGACGGAGAUGAUGGAGAGGUGUAAGCAGCUGGGGAACAAUGCUCUGCUGUUGAACUCGGUGAUGUCAGCGUUCCGGCCGGAGUUCGUCGCUGCCCGAGCCACCGACUUCAUCGGCAUGAUCAAAGAGUGCGACGAAGCCGGCUUCCCCAAGCACCUCUUGUUCGGCUCGCUGGGGCGCAGCCUGGCCAGCGCGGACCCUCCCGAAGCGGACCGGCUCGGUAUCCUGAACGAGGCCUGGAAGGUCAUCACCAAGCUGCGGAGCCCGCAGGACUACAUCAACUGUGCAGAGAUCUGGGUGGAGUUCACUUGCCGCCACUUCACCAAGCGGGAGGUUAACACGGUGCUUUCUGACAUAAUCAAACACAUGACGCCUGACCGUGCCUUUGAAGAUGCCUACCCCCAGCUGCAGUCUGUGAUCAGGAAGAUUCUGACAUACUUCCAGGACUUCUCUGUGCUGUUCUCCAUGGAGAGGUUCCUGCCCUUCCUGGACAUGUUUCAGAAGGACAGCGUGAGGGUGGAGGUGUGCCGUUCCAUCAUGGAGGUCUUCAUCAGGUGCCAGCAGGAGCCCACCCGCGACCCGGUCAUCCUGAACGCCCUCCUGCACGUCUGCAAGACCAUGCACGACUCCGUCAAGGGACUGAUCACUCUCUCUGUGCCCCUGCAGUGCCCCAGGGCACAGAUCACUCUCUCUGUGCCCCUGCAGUGCCCCAGGGCACUCAUCACUCUCUCUGUGCCCCUGCAGUGCCCCAGGACGGUGAACCAGCUGGCCAUGGAGACGCGCCGCGUGAUGAGAGGGAACCACUCCCGCAAGACUGCAGCCUUCGUCAGGGCCUGUGCUGCCUACAGCUUCAUCACCAUCCCUUCCCUCACCAGCAUCUUCAGUCGGCUCAACCUCUACCUGCUCUCCGGACAGGUGGCGCUGGCCAACCAGUGUCUUUCCCAGGCCGAUGCCUUCCUGAAGGCCUCCGUCAGCCUGCUGCCCGAGGUGCCGCGCUCGCUCAGCGUGGACGGGAAGCUGAGGUCCUCCGAAGGUUUCCUCCUGGAGUUCAUCAACAACUUCCUGUCCACACUGCUGGUGGUCCCGGACCACCCGGAGCAGGGCGUGCUGUACCUGGUGCGCGGCCUGCUCAACAUCAUCCAGGACUACACCUGGGAGGACAACAGCGACGCCAAGGUCAGAUUGUACAUCAGCGCCUUACACCUGCUGGCCGCGCUCAGCCAGGAGAACUACCUCUACUGCGUUCCCAAAGUGGACUCCAACGAGACGCUGUAUGGGGGGGACCCCAAGUUUGUGGCCGAGAUCAACAAGCUGUGCGAGACUCUGAUCGGCCAGGUCCUGGACCACCUGAAGACCCUGGGCAGAGAGGAGACCCUGCGCAGGCAGAGCUCGCUGGCCUUCUCCCUCUUCAGCAGCCUGGUGGCUCACGCGGACCUGCGGAACAACCGCCUCAACCAGCUGGCCAUCAACCUGUGGAGCCUGAGCCAGAGGCACGGCUUCGCUGACACGCGGACCUCGGUGCGCACGCUGGAGUUCAUCAAACAGCAGAGCCGCCAGCCGGACAUGGCCCACUUCUCGGAGCUGGCCCUGCGGCUCCCCCUACAGACCAGGACAUGAAACAACGCCCCCUCCAGACCCGUCCCUAUCCCAUCACAGACUGCACUUCCAUCGCAGGCUGCCUGCAUGUGGGCAGCCCCAGACUGGGAGAACUCAUGGAAGAAUAGCUUGCAAACAGGGAAACACAUAGUAUAACAAUAGAUGUUUCUUGGUCGUUUUCUGGUAAUCAGGGGGAGGCUGGUUUGAAGGGCGACCUGUGCGGUCAUUUGUGUGAGAGGUUUGCAGAAGCCCAGCCGUAUCAAAAUGAGGAACCCAGACAUGUAAAUGCAGGAGAAAGUCUGGAAUGGGGCUUGCUGGUCUCUCUGGCCUGUUAAAGAAGGAGCUGGGGCUUAUUGUCUGUGUGGCGCUUGGUGGGGGACACGAGGAGAAAGCACAGUGCUUGGGCUUUGCUCAUUUGAAUACAACAGGCUCUGCUCUGCCCCUCGCUUUUGACGUGGCCAAAUUUAGAAAGAGGAAGCCCUGUCUCGGCCACUUGGCUUUUUUCUCCUGGUAACGACGCGAGUUACCAGCUGGAAAAUGCAAAAGGCUCCCCCCCCCCGCAGAGGGUCAUUUAAAAGAAUUAAGAGGGUUUCAGCUUGUUUCACCACAAAGCAAAAGAACAUGCAGUGUCUGUGACUGUAAUGAUCCCUGUUCUUCAAAUAUAAGAAUAUCUAAUAAUAUUGUUAUAGUGAUUUUGUUACUUCCUCACGAUUAUACCCGGAGUGUGACAGGAGGAAACAAUAUUCUUAAGAGGAAUAGGAACUAAAUAAGGUAAAAAAAAAUAAUAUCAGAGGCAAUAUCUAACUUAUUUUUGUCACAUUUGGUAGCAAAUAUAUAUUUCCAGUGUCCUGUCAUCUCCGCAGAGAAGUGUGCGUUACAAAGAAGGUUCUGAGCGCAUGGACCUAGCUCUGUGAAGCCGGCCCCCCUACAAACGAUUAAUUAAACCCACUGCAUUAGUGAUGCGUUUGUGUCGCUUCAAG